AUGUUCAGAUCCUCGAAGUUUACUUUUUUCUGCGACGAUAUUAAGCUACCAUAUGUCGCUGUCACCGCGGUUAAAUUAUGUCAGACAAAAACACGGUUUUUGGCAGGGGCUCAAAGAAUACCUCCGUUGAGGUGUGAAAUUGUGAAAUUGUGUCGUGGUCAUCCACGUUUAUUUCGCUAG
Molecule: messenger RNA, 180 nt
Organism: Plasmopara halstedii
Lineage: Eukaryota; Oomycota; Peronosporomycetes; Peronosporales; Peronosporaceae
Exons: 2
Coding region: 1-180 (59 amino acids)
Source: RefSeq, a predicted model, not a curated record